AUGACGCUACCGUCAGAUAUAUUCCGCACUUUACAGGCGACGAUCGGUGUUCCAUCUGAUAUCGUUGGCCUGAUAACGGAGAAGUCCGUAGAAUGUAUCGCCGAAACUGGAGCUGACAUCAACAUCCUACAGCGUAUCUUCCAAUGGCAGUUCGACAACAACAAGACUAGCAAGAAGUUCUCCUUCUGUCUGUUCAAGAAAGCCGGCUUCAGUGACGAAACUGGACACUUCCAUAAGGAUAAAAUAUUAGCUUUGUAUGAAAAGAGUGACAAAAAGGAACAAAUCAAAGCAGCUGUUAAUGCAUGUGAGAAAAUAUCUGAGAAGAAUCCCUUGGAGACGAUGUACAAAGUUAUUCUCUGCUUUUUCGAUAAAACUCCAGUUUUGCUCGAAGUUAAGUUGGAUUAAAAUGCCAACUGUUCAGUACCACUGGAUGUAAUCGGUUGUUGUGAAGUAGUUACUAGAUCAAUGUUA
Papilio polytes (common Mormon) is the source of this 471-nucleotide messenger RNA. RefSeq lists its product as uncharacterized. The record is from RefSeq and is a predicted model, not a curated record. Gene Ontology annotation, molecular function: odorant binding. Bases 1 to 405 code for a protein of 134 amino acids. Lineage: Eukaryota; Metazoa; Arthropoda; Insecta; Lepidoptera; Papilionidae. Gene Ontology annotation, biological process: sensory perception of smell. The transcript is spliced from 2 exons.